AUGUUUAGAGUCUGCAUCGACAGUUCAAAUGCAGCGGUGAUGAAGGAUCCUGAAAUAAUGCCAAAAAUAUUAUUGUUCGUGAAUGGCGCUUCAAUCAGAAGAAACCUGAUGAGGUCAAUGCCCAAAAUGGUUAGCGCAAUUUUUGAUUAUCAACUUGAUAACAAUGAAGAACAUCUGUCACAAAAUUCCACUAUGUUUGAUGAUGCGAAAUCUGUGAACGCUACAUAUCAUUCUAUUAUUUCUGAUAAGAUAAAUGUCUGCCCAAUGUUAAAAGUCAUGCAUUUAAAUAUAAGAAAUCUUAUAAACAAAAUCGAUGAACUGCAUGACUUUUUAUCAAACUUUUCUUUUAAAUUUGAUGUCGUUGCAAUGUCGGAGACCUGGUUAAAUGACGAGAGUAGUAUUGAAAUUGAUGAGUACCAAUUUGUUGGAAGAAAUCGCUGCGGUAAGCGUGGAGGAGGUGUUGGUUUUUAUGUAGAGACUGGAUGUUUGUUCAAGAUUAGAAAAGAUCUAAAUGCUAUUGGUUGCAAAAAGUUUGAAAUGUUUUCAAUUGAAAUAAUUAGAAAAAACAAAAAUUCGAUUUUGAUAGUUUCCUAUCGACCUCCUUUUCAAAAUCCAAAUUAUUAUCUCGACCAAUUAGAACAGGUGUUACAUGCAGCAAGUAAAGAAAAUAAAUUUAUCUGUUUAUUGGGAGACUUUAACAUCAACUUAUCUUCCGCAAACGAAGACAGUAAUAGAACAAAUUUGUUAAAUCUCGCAUCAAGUUACAAUUUGUCUCCACUCAUCACAAUUCCAACAAGAACCAGCAUCAACAAGCAAUCAGUAAUAGACAACAUUUUUGUGAAUCGUCUAAAACCAUUAAAACUAAGUGGCGUAUUGUUAUGCGACCUAUCUGAUCAUUUUCCGAUCUUCGCAUUAUUCGAAGAGGCAGAUAAAAGUAAUGGUGUAAAUGGUUCAACAAAAAUGAAGUUUUCAUUUUUAGCAGAUCGCCUGCAUAGAUUGAAUGAGUGCUUGCAAUCUUUAGACUGGUGUCAAGUACUUGAAUGUUUUGAUACAGAUAUGGGCUUCGAGCUAUUAAUCAAAAAUUUCGAACUUGUUUUUAUGAUGUCUGCGUUUUAA
This is a messenger RNA of Helobdella robusta, 1116 nucleotides long. RefSeq lists its product as hypothetical. The transcript has a single exon. Gene Ontology annotation, molecular function: catalytic activity. The record is from RefSeq and is a predicted model, not a curated record. The coding region runs from base 1 to 1116 and encodes 371 amino acids. Lineage: Eukaryota; Metazoa; Annelida; Clitellata; Rhynchobdellida; Glossiphoniidae.